CCCUUACCGAUUCCCUCCCGCCAUUCUCUGUCUUGCCAGCCGCAAACCCCUUGACAUCGCAUAUACCAGCUGAGACCGUCGUCAUCGUCACCGUAUGAACAAAUCUAUGCUCAGAAAUCAGAGAUGAGAGCCCCAAGACCGUCGCCUGCACCCCCGUCUCAGAAAAGCCUUGUUUUCACGGUAAAAACCCAGAAACUUGAGAAUCUGAUCUGGGUUUUGCCUGGAUUCCAGAGUAAAAACCUUGAAACUUGAAGAUAUGCUAUUCUUGCUGAAUACCUGCCAUAAACGCAGUCUGUGCUGCCUCUUCCGUUCUAAUUGGAAGAAGAUUUCUCAAGCGGCUAUAAUUUCAUGGCGGGUUGGUUUAAAUCAGUUCCAAAAUUUGGGAUCGUUUGGGAUAUUUUUAGGUUUUUCUGUCCCGCUCAAAUCUUGGCUCGCUAAAAAAACCGAAGCAGUUUAAGCUUCUUCAGCUUUUUGAUUUGGAUUGAAGAUGAUUUUUAGCCAAAAAGGCUAAUGUUUUGUGUUAAGGCUCGUGCAUUCAAGUCCUAAGAAGCAUCGUCAUUCGUCACCACUCCUCAUUCUAAAGUCAACUAUUAAUUUGUGAACAAGUUAAUACUUAUGAAUCAUGUAGCCUGUCAAACAUUAAUUGAAUCUCUAUCGAAAGAAUCAUUUGUUUGCAACAAUCAUCUGGUCGGCUUCUAUGGCUAAAGAAGCAGCAGCAGCAGCUGCCUCAUCUUCUCCUCCUCCUCCCUGUUUCACCAAUCCAUGGAAAUACCAUGUAUUCUUGAGUUUCAGAGGCGAGGACACGCGCUGCAAUUUCACAGGCCAUUUGUGUAGAGCUUUGCGUCAAAAAGGAAUUAACACCUUCAUGGAUAAUUGUCUUUCAAGAGGAGAAGAAAUAUCAACAGCGCUCCUCAAAGCGAUUGAAGAGUCGAGGAUUUCUGUCAUUGUAUUCUCCGAAAACUAUGCUUCCUCAAUGUGGUGCUUGGACGAACUUGUUAAGAUCCUUGACUGCGAGAAAUCCAAUCAACAAACGGUGAUACCGGUAUUUUACAAGGUGAGUCCCUCAGAUGUUCGAGAUCAGAAGGGUUGUUUUGGUGAGGGACUUGCUGGCCUUGAGUGCAAUUAUCAGGAUAACGCUGACAAGAUCCACAAAUGGAGAGCAGCACUUUCAGAAGCAGCAAAGUUGUCUGGGUGGACUCUCUCGGAUAAGCAUGAAGAUGAAUCGAAACUUAUUCAUAACAUUGUUGAAGGGAUUUCCACGCAACUAAUAAACCGUACAUCUUUGGAUGUGGCCGAAUACCCAGUUGGAAUAAAGUCUCGUGCACAAGAAAUAAAUAACCUCUUACAUGUCGGGAGAAAUGAUGUCCGUAUGGUAGGUUUAUGGGGGACUGGUGGAAUUGGUAAAUCAACAAUUGCCAAAGCUGUUUAUAAUUUAAUUUCCCACAACUUCGAAUGCAGUUGCUUUCUCAGUAAGGUUAGAGAAAGUUCAAUGACAGAUAAAGGAUUGGCCAAAUUACAAAAGACACUUCUUUAUGAGAUUCUAGGGGGAGACAAGUUGAAGGUGGCCAAUGUUGAUAAAGGAAUCACUUUAAUUAAGGAAAGAUUAAGCAGUAAAAGGAUUCUCUUAGUUCUUGAUGAUGUGAACGACAUGAGACAGUUACGCUGCUUAGCUGGGGGAUCAGAUGGUUGGUUUGGCAUUGGGAGUAGAAUUAUCAUAACGACAAGGGAUAAGAAACUGUUAACUGCUCAUCAUCAUAAUAUUUCAAUAUACGAGGUGAAGAAAUUGAACUAUCAUGAAGCUCUUGAGCUCUUCAGUUGGAAUGCCUUCAAAAGCAAUGGACCUUUGGAUGGUUAUGCGAAACUUGCAGACCAUGCAAUACGGCAUGCUCAAGGCCUUCCAUUAGUUUUGAGAGUUUUAGGUUCACAUCUGUACCGUGAAAGUAUAGAUCAGUGGCAAGCUAUAUUAGAUGGUCUGAUCAAAAGCCGAGAAAUUCAAGACGUUUUCAAGAUAAGUUAUGAUGCAUUGGAUGAAAUAGUGAAGGAAGUUUUUCUUGACAUUGCGUGCUUCUUUAAAGGGGGAAGCAGUAACUAUGUGAUCGAAAUAUUAGAAGGUUGUGAGCUAAACCCCAAGCAUAGCAUUGACGUACUCAUACAGAAGGCCCUCGUAAAUAUAGAUCAUGGUUUUAUAUGGAUGCACGAUUUGGUAGAAGAAAUGGGUAAAGAAGUAGUUCGUCAACAAUCACCCAAUGAUCCUGGAGAGCGCAGCAGAUUGUGGUUUCAUGACGAUGUUUAUCGUGUUCUGACAGAAAAUACAGGAACGAAAAACAUUACAGGCAUAAAGGUACAGUUGCUUGAAUCGGAUAAUGAGAUAUGCUUGAGUGCUACAACCUUCUCCAACAUGAAAAAUCUUAAAAUUUUCAUAAACUGUAAUGGACGGUUUUCUGGAGCCGUUGAUUACCUCCCCAACAACUUAAGGUUAGUUGAUUGGCCUGAAUGUCCGUUGAAAUCUUUGCUGCGCAAUUUUAAUCCGAAGAAUCUUGUUAUACUCAACAUAAGGAACAGCCAUAUCAGAGGAUUCGGGGAGGGAUUGAAGAACCUGACGAAGCUGAUUUUAUCUGGCUGUCAAUACUUAACAAGAAUCUCCGACUUCUCCGGAGUUCCAAACUUAGUGCAGUUGAGUCUAAGGGAUUGCACAAAUUUAACUGAGGUUGAUCCAUUAGUUGGAUUUCUUGAUAAACUUGAAGAACUAUGUCUUGUUAACUGCUAUAACCUUACACUGUUUCCAACAACAAUAAGCUUGAAAUCUCUGAGAACUUUUAAUCUUGGCGGUUGCAAAAAGUUUGAGAUAUUCCCGGAAAUUGUGGGCAAAAUGGAAAGCCUAAAUAUUUUGGAACUUGGUGGAACCGCUAUAAAAGAAUUGCCUCCAUCAAUUGAAAAUCUCACCGGGCUUGAAUCCUUAUCGUUAAAUGGAAGUGAAAACAUUGCAAAUCUGCCGCAAAGGAUUUAUGCGCUGCCCCGUCUUGAAUAUCUUGAUCUCAGUGACUGCCCAAAGCUUGUUACACUCCCUCCGGAGCUUCCAACUAACUCAAACAUUUCAUUUGACAACUUUGGGUCAGUAGCAUUUCCCAAUCUAAGGACUAUACUUUUUGAUGAAUGCAACUUAUCGGACAUUGAUACCCUUGCAAAUUUCGGUUGCUCAUCUAAAUUAAAAGAAAUUUUUCUAUGUAAUAGCCAUAUUGAGAGUCUUCCCGCAUGCAUUGGCAAAUUUGCGUGGUUGGAGGGUCUUGAUUUGUUUGGUUGCAAGAAACUUCGAGAAAUUUCAGAACUUCCACCAAAGAUGAGAUGGAUUAACGUUGGUGAUUGCAUAUUACUGGAAAUAUUUCCAACGUUGUCGGAGAUGAUACGGGGAGAUGGAGACAUGAGACUCAUUCGUUGGAUGGACAUGUCUAGUUGCCAAAGGCUGUGCGAAAAUUUGGCUUUGGACGUCUCCAUGAUGGCAAGCGUAUUACUGCAUCAGGCGGGGAAGUGCAAUGAAGCGAUAAGUAUUAUACUUCCAGGCAGUGAAGUUCCAAAUUGGUUCAGUUGCCGUAAGGACGUACGUGUGACUGAUCCUGGUUGUUCAUGUGAAAUUUUUAUUGAAAUCCCUCGGACUUUCAAAUGGAAAAACACAGUACUUGUUUUCUGUGCUGCUUUCAAAAUCACGCAAAAUUUUUCAGGAGAAUGCUGUUCUUAUACACAGACUACAGUCGAUGGAGUAUCUAUAAAUAUUUCUGGUGAUUGUUCGUUUAGUUCAAAAGAGACAGAUGCAGCUCUUGUGUGGCUACAAUAUAUUCCAUUACCGGCUCACAUAAAGUCGAAGGUGGAUGAGGGUGGUGAUCAAUCAAAGCCGUAUCUGUGUCAAGUUACACUUGGCCGCUACGGCGGAGAAGGGUUGCUCUUAAAUGGCUGCGGUGUCCACUUGGGAAAUUUCAGUAUGCACGAGGAUGGUGGUGAAGAUUGACGACAAUGUAGGAGGCGAAGUUGGACCAAGAAAAAAGAAAAGGAUGUUGGCGAUCAAGAGUUGAAUGUUUCCGACGUGGGACUUCACAUUCUUCAACGCGUCCAAGAAGGCCAUUGAUAUACGAUUCCUCUCAUCUCUCUCUUGUGUUUAAGGCAAGGAUUUGGCUCCAUUUUAACGCUCUCUCCUGUUUUUCUUCUGUUUGUUUUAAUUUCUUAGAGAUUAACGCUUUGUGAUUUUCGUUUACGGAAAACUAAUCUCCAUAGCUACGGCUAGGAGAUAAACCUACACUAUAACUGUGUACUUUUAUUAUUUUGAUUUUAUUUUUUAUUUUAUUUUGGAUUUUCAAUGUCAAAUUUAUAUUGUGGAAUUUCUUGUUUAAUCUAUUUUUGGAAUGAUGAAUAUUAGUUAUGAUCCAUAGGAUCAACCUUUUUUUU
Messenger RNA from Pyrus x bretschneideri (Chinese white pear), 4434 nucleotides. Its product is annotated as disease resistance protein RPV1-like. Lineage: Eukaryota; Viridiplantae; Streptophyta; Magnoliopsida; Rosales; Rosaceae. The coding region runs from base 698 to 4000 and encodes 1100 amino acids. Gene Ontology annotation, biological process: signal transduction; defense response. Gene Ontology annotation, molecular function: ADP binding. The transcript is spliced from 10 exons. The record is from RefSeq and is a predicted model, not a curated record.